CCCUGCUGCUGCUGCUCCUCAGGAGGAGAACGAAGUCACCGAGUUCUUUGUCACCCUGGAGAAAGAUCCCCAGCAGGAAGAUUUCCUGCAGGGCAGGAUGCCAGGGAAUCCCUACAGCAGCAACGAGCCUGGCAUCGGGCCUCUGAUGAGGGACAUCAAGAACAAGAUCUGCCAGGACUGUGACCUGGUGGCUCUGCUGGAGGACGACAGCGGGAUGGAGCUUUUGGUGAACAACAAGAUCAUCAGUCUGGAUCUGCCUGUGGCUGAGGUCUACAAGAAGGUGUGGUGUCCCACAAACGAGGUGUGUGUUACCUUUGGACAAGUUUAACAUCAACAAAAGGGG
Cyanistes caeruleus (blue tit) is the source of this 343-nucleotide messenger RNA. The record is from RefSeq and is a predicted model, not a curated record. NCBI's taxonomy places the organism in Eukaryota, Metazoa, Chordata, Aves, Passeriformes, Paridae.